AAACAAAUUUUUUUGAUAAUCCAACAAAAACAAAAGCAAAAGCAGAAUACAACAACAACAACCACAACAACCACAAAAGCGUAAAGAAGAAGAGACUGAUUUUUAAAACUAAAGAAGAAGACGACGAAGACGAAGCAGAAGACGGAUAAGGAUAAAGGAUAAGCUAAGACGAAGAGCAUCAUUGAGGCAAAAAGUGAUUCAGGAUCAAAUCCACAAAAAUAUAAAUCAACUUUCCAUACAACAACAAAGAAAAAAACAUACACCAUUAUAUUAAUCGAUAUACGAUAUACAUAUAUAUCGGAAUUUUUGUGCGAUUUUCCUUUUUGAAAAAUAAUACACCCAUGUUGAAGAAACUAAAGUGCAUGGAGGCGGCACAGGCGGCAGCAGCAGCAGCUGCCGCCGCCGCAACAGCAGCAGGAGGAGGAAGCGCUUCGGGACCGACUUCGGGUACCCCAAAACUGAUCAAAACCGAACCGAUCGACUUUGAGAUGCUCCACCUGGAGGAGAUCGAACGGGAGCCGAGCAGCAGCAGCAGCAGCAACAGCAACAGCAGUAGCAGCAACAGCAGCAGCAACGCUGCAACAAUGCCACAGAGAUACACCCACGUCCAGGUGCAGACAGUGCCGCCACGCCAGCCGACAGGCCUUACCACGGCUGGGGGCACUCAGAAGGUGAUUCUCACACCGCGAGUGGAGUACGUCCAGCAGCGAGCCACCAGCACUACGGUGGGUGCCAUCAAGCACAUUUACACCCAGCAGCAGGUGACAGCGAGCGGCGGUGCCAGUGCCGCACGUCAGACACAACCGGAGGCCAAUGCCGUGGCCCUGUCGGGGUCACCGCAGAUCAUCAUCACACGAGCGGUGCCCAGUCAGCAUCUGUCGCGUCGCCACUCGGACAGUCCCUCCUCCCUGCAUCAGUUCCAACAGCAACCAGCACUGCAGCAACAGCAGCAACAGCAGCAGCAGCAACGUCAGCAGCAGCAGCAUCAGCAGCAGUCGCCCCCGCCGCUGCACCACCAACAGAAUCAGCAGCAUGUGCGGGUCAUUCGGGAUGGUCGGCUGUACGAUGAAACCACUGUGGUGGUUGGUGGUGCACGUCGUCUGUCCGUGUCGCCGCCACCCCUCCACCAUCACUCGCGCUCGGCAUCCGUCUCGCCAGUCAUCAACAGACGCGGUGGGGCAACAGUAGCCACGGGUGGCUAUAUGGAUCAGCAGCAGCAGCAAUAUCAGCAGCGACAGACGCCACCAUUGGCGCCGCCACCACCCCCUCCACCGCCACCCCCGCCGCCUCCACCGCCCCAACAGCAACAACAGCAGACACAAUACAUCUCCAGUGGGGCAGCAUCCACACCCACAGCGGCUGCACGCAAGUUUGUGGUCAGCACCAGCACGCGACACGUGAACGUGAUUGCCUCCAACCACUUCCAGCAGCAGCAGCAACAGCAGCAGCAGCAACAUGUGGUGGCAAGCGUCAGUUCUAGCAGCAGCAGCAGCUCCUCUGCCAUCUCCUCAUCGGCGGCAGCCAGCUCUUCUUCCGCCACAUCGCACAUAUUUCGUACGCCGGUCGUCUCCAGCAGCAGCAAUAUCAAUCAGCAGCAUCACCACCACCAACAGCAGCAGCAGCACCAACAGCACCAACAGCACCAACAGCAGCAGCAGCAAUCGAAUAUGGGCAGCUCUGCCAUGCGUCCACCGCCGCCUCCGCCACCGCCGAAGGUCAAGCAUGCCCCCGGCUCGACCAGCAGCAGCAACAGCAGCAGCAAUUGCAACAACAGCAAUGGCGAGGAGCCGUCUAGCUCGAUUCCUGAUCUAGAAUUUGACGGUACUACAGUGCUGUGUCGUGUUUGCGGAGACAAGGCCUCCGGUUUCCAUUACGGCGUGCAUUCCUGCGAGGGUUGCAAGGGCUUUUUCCGUCGCUCCAUUCAGCAGAAGAUCCAGUACCGGCCCUGCACCAAGAAUCAGCAGUGCAGCAUUCUGCGUAUCAAUCGCAAUCGGUGCCAAUAUUGUCGCCUGAAAAAGUGCAUUGCCGUCGGCAUGAGCAGAGAUGCUGUGCGCUUUGGUCGCGUGCCGAAGCGAGAGAAGGCGCGCAUCCUUGCCGCCAUGCAGCAGAGCACACAGAACCGGGGCCAGCAGCGUGCUUUGGCCACAGAGCUGGACGAUCAGCCCCGUUUGUUGGCCGCCGUCCUGCGCGCCCAUCUUGAGACGUGCGAAUUUACCAAGGAGAAGGUUUCGGCCAUGCGGCAACGGGCUCGCGAUUGCCCCUCCUAUUCGAUGCCAACAUUGCUGGCCUGCCCCCUCAAUCCCGCCCCCGAACUGCAAUCCGAACAGGAGUUCUCGCAACGCUUCGCCCACGUUAUUCGCGGCGUGAUCGAUUUUGCGGGCAUGAUACCCGGCUUCCAGCUGCUCACACAGGACGACAAAUUCACGCUCCUCAAGGCGGGCCUCUUCGAUGCCCUGUUCGUGCGUCUGAUCUGCAUGUUCGACUCGUCGAUCAACUCGAUCAUCUGCCUGAAUGGGCAGGUGAUGCGUCGCGAUGCCAUCCAGAAUGGGGCCAAUGCCCGCUUCCUGGUGGACUCCACAUUUAAUUUUGCUGAGCGCAUGAACUCGAUGAACCUCACCGACGCCGAGAUCGGCCUCUUCUGCGCCAUCGUCCUGAUCACGCCCGAUCGCCCCGGUCUGCGCAAUCUGGAGCUCAUCGAGAAGAUGUACAGCCGUCUCAAGGGCUGCCUGCAGUACAUUGUGGCCCAGAAUCGGCCCGAUCAGCCCGACUUUCUCACCAAGCUGCUGGAGACGAUGCCCGAUCUGAGGACCCUCAGCACCCUGCACACCGAGAAGCUGGUCGUCUUCCGCACCGAGCACAAGGAGCUGCUCCGCCAGCAGAUGUGGAGCAUGGAGGAGGGACAGGAUGCGUCGUCUGGCAAAUCCCCAGCCGCCAGCUGGGCCGAUGCCAUGGACGUGGAGGCGGCCAAGAGCCCCCUGGGCUCUGUGUCCAGCACAGAGUCGGCGGAUCUCGAUUAUGGUUCACCCAGCAGCAGCUCAUCCAUGCAACAGCAGCAGCAGCAGCAGGUCGGUCAGGCCUCCGCCGCCUCACCGCCACAACCAUCGGCAUUGGCCAGUUCGGCUCCACUUUUGGCGGCCACCCUCUCGGGCGGCUGUCCACUGCGCAAUCGCGCCAAUUCUGGCUCCAGUGGUGAUUCCGGUGCCGCCGACAUGGACAUUGUUGGCUCGCAUGCGCAUCUCACACAGAACGGCCUGACAAUCACGCCCAUUGUGCGGCACCACCUCCAACAGCAGCAGCAGCAACAGCAGCAGCAGCAGCCCCAUCCCCACCAUCAGCAACAGCAGGCGCACGCCCAGCAGCAGCAGCAGCAACAUCCCACGCAGCAGCAUCAACAUCAGCACCAGCAGCAUCCGCAGCUGCACCACCACCUGACGGCGGGGGCAGGGAGUCGCUACCGGAAGCUGGACUCGCCCACGGACUCGGGCAUCGAGUCGGGCAACGAGAAGAACGAAUGCAAGGCCGUCUCCUCGGGCGGCAGCAGCUCCUGCUCCAGUCCCCGUUCCAGUGUGGACGAUGCCCUCGAUUGCAGCGACGCGCAGGUGUCCGCCGCCCAGGCGGUGGCCGCCGUCAAUCCGCAGCUGAGCGUGGUGGCCGUCUCUCCGGUCCGUUCGCCCCAGCCCUCGAGCAGCGCCAAUAUGCAUCUGAAGCGUCAGAUUGUCGAGGAUAUGCCCGUGCUGAAGCGCGUGCUGCAGGCACCGCCGCUGUACGACACCAAUUCGCUGAUGGACGAGGCCUACAAGCCGCACAAGAAGUUCCGGGCCCUGCGCCACCGUGAAUUCGAGUCCGCGGAGGCGGACGCCAGCAGUUCCACCCACAGCCUGGGCGCCCUCAGUCCGCGCCAGAGCCCCAUACCAGCCAGUGUGGCCACGCCGCCGCCCCAAUCGGCAGGCAUGACGGGAGUGUCUGGAGUGCCGGCCCAGAGCCAGCUGCAUAUGCACCUGACACGCGGCAGCCCCAGCAGCAGCCCCCAGGUGCAGGGCCCCAAGGUAUCGAUGGCCAGCUCCCACUCGGUGCUGGCCAAGUCGCUGAUGGCGGAGCCACGAAUGACGCCCGAGCAGAUCAAGCGGAGCGACAUUAUCCAGAACUAUCUGAAGCGUGAGCCGGGCACCACCGCGCUGGCCAGCAGCACCACCUCCUCCACGGCGAGCAUUGGCGGACGCAGCCCCAGCAGCCACUGCGCCUCGCCCUCGACCAGCAGUCCGCCGCCGCCGGCACCGCAGCGUUGGGGCAGCAGUUCGGUGAUCACGACCACCUGCCAGCAGAGGCAGCAGUCGGUGUCGCCGCACAGCAACGGGAGCAGCAGCAGCAGCAGCUCCUCCAGCUCCAGCUCCUCGUCGUCGUCCAGCUCAUCAUCCAGCAACAGCAACAGCAACUGCAGCUCCAGCUCUGUCGGCAGCUGCCAGUAUUUCCAGUCGCCGCACUCCACCAGCAGCUCCUCGGUGGCAGGCACAGCCGGCAACGGUGCAGUCGCAGCCACUGCCUCCUCCAGCCCCCUGCUGGAGCUGCAGGUGGACAUUGCCGACUCGGCACAGCCCCUCAACCUGUCCAAGAAGUCGCCAACGCCGCCGCCCAGCAAGCUGCACGCCCUAGUGGCCGCCGCCAAUGCUGUGCAGCGCUACCCCACUCUCUCCGCCGAUGUGACGGUGACUGCAUCAAGCGGGGGUGGUCCGCCCUCGAAGUCGGCCAGUCCGGCACCGAGCAACAGCCCGCCGGCUGUUGCGGCCGUGCACAAGGUCAUGCUAGAGGCGUAAGCUGCGCCUGGCUGGCUGUAGGCUGGCGGUAAAGAAGGUGAGACAGAGACUGACACUGGUCCUUAGGGGGAUGAUGUGAGAGAUAGAUAGAGAGAGAGUGUGGAGAGUGUGGAGAGUGUGGAGAGUGCGGAGAGUGCGGAGAGUGCGGAGAGGAGAGGGGAUUAAGUUAUUUUAGAGAGUUUCGUGAGAGAUUCUUGUACAAAAAGAUCGGGAGAGGGAAUGCAACCAACCAGUUGAUGGAUUAAGAGGAAAUACUAUAUUUAAUGGAAGAGAACAACAGAAAAAAAACUAAAAGUUAUUAAUUUAAACCCACGCUUGAAGGUAUUACCACACCACGAGGAAACCAGAGAGAGAGAGAGAGGGAGAGAGGAAUAUGCAUAUAUAUUUUAGCAGUUAAACUUUAAAGUAGAGCGAAGAGACCAUCCCUUCCCCCCACAACCCAACCCCACCCAAUCAGAAAGCCCCGAUUGUUUUUAUACGUUUUAAGCACUAUUGUUGUAUAUAUAUUAAUUAUUUUAUAUUUAAUUUAUGCUUACGGUUUAGU
Messenger RNA from Drosophila obscura, 5355 nucleotides. RefSeq names its product ecdysone-induced protein 75B, isoforms C/D (gene Eip75B). Gene Ontology annotation, biological process: positive regulation of transcription by RNA polymerase II; hormone-mediated signaling pathway; negative regulation of transcription by RNA polymerase II. NCBI's taxonomy places the organism in Eukaryota, Metazoa, Arthropoda, Insecta, Diptera, Drosophilidae. The transcript has 5 exons. The coding region runs from base 342 to 4811 and encodes 1489 amino acids. The record is from RefSeq and is a predicted model, not a curated record. Gene Ontology annotation, molecular function: nuclear receptor activity; zinc ion binding; RNA polymerase II cis-regulatory region sequence-specific DNA binding.